CCAUGAUCAGCAAUGGUACGUGUUUCCUCCUGCCAGUCGUUCUUCCUCAUUUGCCCAAGAAUCCUGUUUGACCUGUUUGGAUGGACCCCCCUUCAUAUGAGGAGGCCAGUCGCCAACCUCCUGCUCUGCCCAUUGCAGCUUUUAACGCUCCCCCGCCUGCCUAUGACGCCUCUCUCUCAUCCCCACCGACACCUCCACCUGCCUACAGAGAAGCAGUUACAGUUCAGCCAGAUCCUUUUCCUGUCCUGUCUGUGCCAACUGCCGUGUCCUCACCUCCCCACCGAAGCACUGGAGUCAUAGUCCAUCCCAUUACUCAAAUUAAUCCGCAUGCUUCUCGUGCUCGCGCUGCAGCUUCUGCUCCAGCUGCUGCGUCCUCGCGUUCCCGACAAGCUGGUGCUGCACCGCGGGUCAACAGCAGACAAACUCAGCCAAUAGCAGUAGUGAGCCAGCCACAGCCUGUUCCCAUAGCGGUGGAAUAUCUGAGAGGCGCCCCUGGUUUGGUACGCUGCCCACACUGCAGUCAUCUUGUAACCAGUAAAGUCACACAUGUACCUGGGACAGCUGCUUGGUGCUGGUGUGUCAUUCUUGCAAUGGCAGGGCUCAUCUGCGGUUUCUGUCUCAUUCCAUUAAUGGUACAGGGAAUGCAAGACACACAUCACUCCUGCCCACAGUGUGGAAACCCUCUACACGUGCACAAAAGAUGACCCUGUGAGGAUUAAUUAACCUUACACAUCGAAGUGUGGACAAAUGAACUAAUGAACUUGUGAUGCUAGUGUGACAUCUAUG
Neolamprologus brichardi is the source of this 786-nucleotide messenger RNA. Its product is annotated as lipopolysaccharide-induced tumor necrosis factor-alpha factor homolog. Gene Ontology annotation, cellular component: cytoplasmic side of late endosome membrane; nucleus; cytoplasmic side of lysosomal membrane. NCBI's taxonomy places the organism in Eukaryota, Metazoa, Chordata, Actinopteri, Cichliformes, Cichlidae. The record is from RefSeq and is a predicted model, not a curated record. Gene Ontology annotation, molecular function: zinc ion binding.